Messenger RNA from Entamoeba dispar SAW760, 777 nucleotides. RefSeq lists its product as uncharacterized. The transcript has a single exon. Gene Ontology annotation, molecular function: protein binding. Gene Ontology annotation, biological process: ribosomal large subunit biogenesis; endonucleolytic cleavage in ITS1 to separate SSU-rRNA from 5.8S rRNA and LSU-rRNA from tricistronic rRNA transcript (SSU-rRNA, 5.8S rRNA, LSU-rRNA); ribosome biogenesis. Bases 1 to 777 code for a protein of 258 amino acids. Lineage: Eukaryota; Evosea; Mastigamoebida; Endamoebidae. The record is from RefSeq and is a predicted model, not a curated record. Gene Ontology annotation, cellular component: preribosome, large subunit precursor; nucleus; nucleolus.
AUGACUGAAAUUAAACAACAACAUACAUUUGAACUUGAUGUAGGUAAUUUGUUAGUUACUGAUCGAUCAGACGUUGAUAUUGAAAAAUUUAAAAGUGAUUCAUGGAAAUACAUUGGAGAAAUUGCAAAAAAAGCUAGUAAAACAUUAAUUGAUAAUAUUUAUGCAAGAGAAGAUGUGUCUGAUCACAGUGACCCUUCACUUGGUAAAGUAGUUAUAUUAGAUGAACCAGAAAUGAAAUUUCCAAGAGAAAAACCAUUACCAGCAAGUAAAGAACCCACUAAAUGGGAAUUAUUUGCAAAAAGAAAAGGAAUUAAAAAAACAAAAAAGAGUGGAAAAGUAUGGAAUCAAGAAACACAUAGUUGGGUUCCACGAUUUGGUAUGGGAAGUGCUAAACAAAUUAAAAAGAAAACAGAAGGAUGGAUUGUUGAAGAUAAAGUUGGAUUAAGUGAUAAUCCAUUUGAAGGAAUUGAUAAAAAGAAAUUAAAAGAAGAAACAAAACCAAGUAGAAGUGGUAAAAAAAUAAAGAAAUCAUUAAGUAAAAUUAAAUUAACACCAGGAACUAUUGGAAAAGAUGGAUAUAUGAAUAAAAAAGAUGCACAAAAAUUAUUAAAAAUUGCACAAAGAUCAUCAGCAUCAAUGGGUAAUUUCUCUAAGAAUUUAACAGGAGAAAAGAUUGUUGCAAAGAAAAGAAAAUUAAAACAAUCAGAUUUUGUUAAAGGAGGUGAUAAGGCAAAGAAUAUGAGAGUAUUAGAUCGACUUACUAAAAAGAAAAAUUAA